ACGUCAACCGUGUCAUUCAAAGCAGUCACUUUUCGCAUUUCGGUUCCAAAAAAUUUUCGCCUUCCACAAUUUAUUACGAAAUUUCCUUAAAUUUUCGGUAAAUCGAGAGUAUUUGUGUCCCAAAACAUCCGUAUUGUUUCGGAGGUUCUCGUUCCGAGACUUUCCCGCCGACAUGACCACCGCAGAGCGCCACGGAACCGGCUCGGUGGCACCGGUUGCCCGACAACCCAGCCUGGACGACAUGAAUUUGGACCAGUUCCUUAAGAUAUCCAACUACGAAGACACUGUCAAGCAGUUGGACAUUUACUACGGAAUAGUGAAACGCCAGCUACUGCAGUUUCAAAGUCCGAUCACCGGUUUGUUUCCGGUUUUGAGUACCGAUCAAGAAGUCGGAAGCAUUCGGGACAGUGUUUACUGUGCUGCAGCCAUUUGGAGUCUUUAUCAGGCUUACAGACGCAUCGACGAUGACCGCGGCAAGUCGUACGAGCUGGGACAGUCGGCUGUCAAAUGCAUGCGCGGCAUUCUCGAGUGCUGGAUCAAGCAGGCCCACCGGGUGGAGAAGUUCAAAUCGCGCCAGUGUGCCGUCAAUGCGCUGCACUGCAAAUUUCACCUGCACACCGGUGAAGAAAUUUACUCGGAUGAAAAGUACAACCACCUGCAGAUCGACGUGGUCUCAAUCUACCUCAUAUUUCUAGUACAAAUGAUUUCGUCGGGGUUGCAGAUCAUCUACACACAGGACGAGGUCGCCUUCGUUCAGAAUUUGGUGUACUACGUGGAACGAGCCUAUCGUACGCCAGAUUACGGCAUGUGGGAACGGGGCUCCAAAUACAACGACGGCACCCCUGAAAUUCACGCUUCCUCGAUUGGCAUGGCCAAGAGUGCUUUGGAAGCCAUCAAUGGGUGCAAUCUUUUCGGCGAGAAAGGCGCCUCCUGG
Molecule: messenger RNA, 934 nt
Organism: Uranotaenia lowii
Lineage: Eukaryota; Metazoa; Arthropoda; Insecta; Diptera; Culicidae
Product: probable phosphorylase b kinase regulatory subunit beta
Exons: 4
Biological process (GO): glycogen metabolic process
Cellular component (GO): phosphorylase kinase complex
Molecular function (GO): calmodulin binding
Source: RefSeq, a predicted model, not a curated record